Messenger RNA from Alligator mississippiensis (American alligator), 3003 nucleotides. RefSeq names its product putative neutral ceramidase C. The coding region runs from base 208 to 2463 and encodes 751 amino acids. Gene Ontology annotation, biological process: long-chain fatty acid biosynthetic process; sphingosine biosynthetic process; ceramide catabolic process. The record is from RefSeq and is a predicted model, not a curated record. Gene Ontology annotation, cellular component: extracellular region. Gene Ontology annotation, molecular function: N-acylsphingosine amidohydrolase activity. Lineage: Eukaryota; Metazoa; Chordata; Crocodylia; Alligatoridae. The transcript is spliced from 21 exons.
UUCAGGAUAUGAACCUAUAUUCUUUGUACACUCAGAGUUGCCACUGAAAUCAAUUAGAGUUUUGGACAUCACAAGAAAAGAAAGACAAGAUUCCUAGUAUCUAAAUGAAAACUGCAAAAAUGCUUGGAUAAAGGGAUGCAGCUGUGUGGUUUUAGGAGCAAGUGAACUCAUACAUGACAGAAUCUGGAACUAGAGGUUGUUCCCAUAAUGGGGAAGAGAGACAAAACCACGUUUUCUUGUUUGGAGGUGAUACUUAUUGUUCUCUUGGUGUUGAUGACGGCAGUUACAGUGACCCUCCUAGUUCUCCACUUUGUCUCUGACAAGAGCACAUCUGAAAUAAACAAUGUGUCAACAUCCACAUCUAGCCCGGGUUACAACUUCACAUCAACUCAACAUCCUUCAACUGUUGGCUCAAAGAACUACUUAAUUGGGGUUGGCCGGGCUGAUUGCACUGGGCCUAUUGCAGAAAUCCCUUUGAUGGGUUAUGCCAGUCCUGACCAGCUGGCUGGUGGGAUCCUGUCACGACUAUACAGUCGAGCUUUCAUUGUGGCCGAGCCUGAUAAUUCCAAAAGAGUGGUGUUUGUUAGUGCUGACAUAGGGAUGGUAUCCCAAAGACUUAGAUUAGAGGUACUCAGUCAACUCAAGAGUAAAUAUGGGGAUCUAUACAGACAAGACAAUGUUGUAUUGAGUGGCACUCACACCCAUUCAGGGCCUGCUGGGUACUUCCAAUUCACGCUUUUUUUGAUAACUAGCAAGGGGCUUAUUGAGCCAUCCCUUAAAGCCAUCGUCAAUGGCAUUGUCAAGAGCAUUGAUAUAGCACACCAGAAUAUGAGGAAAGGAAGGAUUUUUAUCAAUAAAGGCUUGGUAGAAAACAGCCAGAUCAACAGAAGUCCUUACUCUUACCUUCAGAACCCACCACUUGAAAUACGCAGGUAUUCAUCAAAUACAGACAAAGAAAUGGUGAUGCUGAAGAUGGUUGAUGUGAGUGGACAGGAGCUAGGCUUUAUCAGCUGGUUUGCUGUUCACCCAGUCAGCAUGAACAACACAAAUCAUCUUGUAAAUAGCGACAACAUGGGGUACGCAUCUUACCUGUUUGAACAAGAGAAGAACAAAGGACUGCUUCCCGGAGAGGGUUCCUUUGUAGCAGCCUUUGCAUCAUCUAACCUGGGAGAUGUGUCACCUAAUACCAAAGGCCCACACUGCAUAAACACAGGAGAGUCUUGUGAUAACCCCCAAAGUUACUGCCCUGUAGGUGGGGCCAAAAUGUGCAUGGCUGUGGGUCCUGGCACUGAUAUGUUCGACAGUACAAAAAUUAUAGGGCAAAAUAUCUAUUUGAAAGCAAAGGAACUGUAUGCAACAGCUUCCCAAGAGAUAACAGGAAAUCUAAGUUCAGCUCACCAGUGGGUAAACAUGAGUGAUGUCACCGUCCAGUUCAAUGCCACACACACAGCUAAAACAUGUAAACCGGCCUUGGGCUACAGCUUUGCUGCAGGUACUAUUGAUGGAGUAGGAGCUUUCAAUUUCACACAAGGUGCUGUAGAAGGAGAUCCAUUCUGGGAUGCUGUUCGUGAUCAGCUGCUUGGAGUACCAUCCAAUGAAACGAAAGAUUGCCACAAACCUAAGCCAAUCCUUUUUAAUACAGGAGAGAUGUUGCUCCCUUAUCCCUGGCACCCUGAAAUUGUUGAUGUUCAGAUCAUUACCAUUGGGUCCGUGGCAAUUCUUGCUGUUCCAGGAGAGUUUACAACGAUGUCUGGGCGUAGACUGAGAGAGGCUGUUAAAAGUGAAUUUGAAUCCCAAGGGACACAUGGAAUGAAUGUUGUAAUUGCAGGCUUGUGUAAUAUUUAUACCCAUUAUAUUGCAACCUAUGAAGAAUAUCAGGUUCAGCGAUAUGAGGCAGCAUCCACCAUUUAUGGGCCACACACACUAUCUGCUUAUAUUCAGCUGUUCAGAAGGCUGGCAAGGGCUAUAGCUAAGCAUGAAGUUCAGGAUUUACCCAAAGGUCCAGAGCCACCAUUUUUUAAUGUAACCAACUUGACAUUGUUACCCACUGUUUUACCUGAUGUAGCACCACUGAAUAAAACAUUUGGAGAUGUAUUACAGGAAGUAAAACAACAUUACCGAGUGGGAGAAGUUGUUGAAGUAACUUUUGUAAGUGCAAAUCCCAGAAAUUGGGCAGAUGAUAUGACUGAUCACACCUUCCUUACAGUAGAGAAAUAUGAGAAUGUUUCUAGAAGCUGGCGUGUAGUACAUAAUGAUGCCUCCUGGGAAACCAGGUUUUACUGGUCCAAAGGAUUACGUGGUCACAGCAAUGCUACAAUAGAAUGGCAUAUCCCAAAUACUACUGAACCAGGUGUCUAUCAAAUACAAUACUUUGGGUACCGUAAGGUAAAACCACCUUUGAAGCCAAGUGUGUUUUAUCCAUUUAAAGGCACAUCUUCAGCAUUUGAAAUACUAAAAUUGUAGUUGCCCUCUUGUCAAAAAAAGUCGCUUCCUUUAAAGAAUGUAAACAAUUCAGAUGUUAUGCACAUCCAUAAUUAGAAGUUGUUCUUCCAGUGUAUAUACAGUAUAUGUAUUGGUUGUUGGCACUGUUUUGGAGUGGGGACUGUUUUAACAUAUUCGCUUUGAGAACAGGCUGCUUCCAACCUGAGCCGUGCUGCUAGAGUUGGAAUCGUUGCUCACCUUUGCAGCCUUUCCACUACUUCUCCCACUGCAUGGGCAGACCCCUCAACCACAAAAACUUUUCCAAAAUCCUCUGGCACUGUGAGUUGGGUAAAACGGCUCUGCAGGCCAUAGGUUGCUGACUGCUGAGAUAUAUAUGUAAUUUAGAGUUGUCCUUAGAUUAUUGUAUAAUGUAUACUCCAGUUUGUGCUUGUUAAUGUUUUGACUAUUUUAGUCUUCAAUCAUCUUUGACUGAUUUAAUGUAUUUUUGUUGUGGUUGCUCAUGUCUGUCCUCUUCUCAUACUAGUCAACUCUCAUUCCAAUAAAUAAUUGAGUGGUUUUCAU